Molecule: messenger RNA, 1524 nt
Organism: Metarhizium album ARSEF 1941
Lineage: Eukaryota; Fungi; Ascomycota; Sordariomycetes; Hypocreales; Clavicipitaceae
Exons: 3
Coding region: 1-1524 (507 amino acids)
Source: RefSeq, a predicted model, not a curated record
AUGCCAUCCAUCCAGUUCAACAAGUCGUGCCGGACGCCCCGUACCAGCAAGCGCUUCAAUCGCAACAUCUUGCUGACAACGGCUCCGCUGGUCCUCGCGGCCAUCUUUCUAUGGAGCCGACGUGAUGAAACAGCGGCUGUGCGAGUCCCCCCCAACAAGCUGUGGUUGGAACCCGGCGAAGUCGACCACCCAGGCGACUUUACAACGACGAGCGACUUCCAACCCGUGUCGCUGGGCCCCGGAACCGGAACCACCCAGGAAUUGUGUGCCAGCUUUCCCCGGCACAAACUGUCGCGGAUCCAGCCUGUUCUCAAGAUGGGAUACAGCGAAGACAGAGGCAAGAUCGAGUCGCAGCUGGACACUGUCAGCUCAUGCUUCUCCGCGGACGAUCUGUUGAUAUUCUCAGACGUGGGGGAGACUCUGCGAGACCACAAGGUGAUCGAUAUCCUGGCCUAUCUGCCAGACACAUACCGGAAGGGGCAGCACACCUCCAAAUUUCAGCAGUAUUUUCUGCAGAAAGAGCUGAAGGAGGAGGGGAAGUUGGACACGGAUAAAGAGGCCGCAAAGAAGAUUGACGGCUGGGGUUUGGACAAGUUCAAGUUCCUGCCCGGAGUCGAAAGAGCGUGGGCCAUGAAGCCGAACAAGGAGUUUUACGUCUUUUACGAGACGGACACCCGUCAUCCAAGGUACAUCAUCUGGGACAGCAUGUUCCGCUUCCUCGACACACUGGACCCCGAUGCUCCCUUGUACAUGGGAUCGCCUACCCCGGGACGCCGGGACAAGAAACGCCGCCAGAGGACAUUGUUUGCCAACGGCGGCCCCGGGUAUGUGCUCAGUCGCGGAGCCAUGAGGAAGCUUCUCCACCGCCGGGUCGGGCCAAACGGGGCGUACGUCGAUCCGCCGUUGAGCGAGCGGUUCCGAUACCUCGCCCACGACCGCGAGUGUUGUGGCGAUGCCAUCCUAUCCAUUGCGGCCUGGGAGCUGGGCGUUGUCCUGCAGGGCUUCUAUCCGCUGUUCACGCCGUACGUGCUGCCGGGUCUGCGGUUCGACGAGAGCCACUGGUGCCACCCGUUGAUAACCAUGCACAAGGUCGCGCCCCCGGACAUGGUCAAGCUGUGGAGGUGGGAGUUUGAACACAGAAAACACGGUGAACCGCUCAUGUACUCGGACCUGUGGCACUUCUACCGCCCGGGCCAGCAAGCGACCCGGGACGACUGGGACAACGAAGCCCGUGUCAGUUUCAAGCCCGGCAGGGACGGCAAAGUAGACUCUUACCAAGGCUGUCAGAGACUGUGUCGGGCCGACGAGAAGUGUAUGCAGUGGCUUUGGAAAGGACGGGACCAGAACACCUGUCACCUCAUGCACACCAUUCACCAUGGGAGACCCCGGGGAGCACACCAAGUCGGUGGGAAAUGGAUCGACUACAAGAGCGGCUGGGAGACGGAGAGGAUCGAAGAAUGGCACUCGAGCAGGAAGUGCGACACGGCCAACUGGGUCGGUCCCAGUCUGAAGCGCAUAUUCUAG